This is a messenger RNA of Gryllus bimaculatus (two-spotted cricket), 3623 nucleotides long. NCBI's taxonomy places the organism in Eukaryota, Metazoa, Arthropoda, Insecta, Orthoptera, Gryllidae. The record is from the annotation of a GenBank genome assembly.
UUUUUUUUUUUUUUUUUUUUUUUUUUUUUUGCGCAGCAUUACAUUACUUUCUCUCUACUGUGUAAGCGGUUGCGAGAAAGUAAAAGUGCCUUAAAUGUUUUACAUGCACCAAACAUUUUUCUGCAAUGCUUUAGGAAUGACUGCGUAUAAACUCUUAUCUAGAGCAGAGCAGAAGCUAAGACGACAAACUUUGCUCCUUGUAUAGAGUUCAUAUCUCACCACCCACUUAAGAAAAUUCCGAGUACACAGCAUAUCUGUGUGAAGUUUCACAGCCUUCUGCUGCGUGCGCACCGGGUCGAGGCCGAAACGCAUGGGAGCCGCUUCGCAUUUGGGCAGGAUUGGGGCUUUUGAAGUGCAAGUGCAAGUAGGCCGCACUCGGAUCGGAGCGUGUGCGGGCGUUCGCCUUGGGCUUCUCGUUGCUGUAGUGUCAAGCAACUGCUUUGUUUUGGAGAAAAUAGCAAUUCAACAUGGAUUUCUGCGACUUUCUCGCCAUAAUAGGUGUUUUAACAACAUUAUAUUUCAUUGUGUAUAUAACUGCUCUGUGUAUAACAGAUUGUGAUUUAGAACUGGCAUGGGCAGAAAAGUUUGGGAGGCCAAUAGAUGUAUUGGAAGGAGAUGUUGCAUGGAUAACUGGUGCAUCAAGUGGUAUCGGUGAACAUAUUGCUCUGGCAUUAGCGCAGGCUGGAGUUCGUCUUGUUCUUUCUGCUCGUCGAAAAGCAGAACUUGACAGAGUAAAACAGAAAUGUAUUGAAAUAGGACGUAAUUUGAAAGAUGAAGAUAUCUUGGUUUUGCCACUUGAUGUAACUGACUAUGACUGUCAUCAGGAAUGUUUUGAUCGAGUCAUUGAUCAUUUUGGAACUCUUGAUAUUCUAAUAAAUAAUGCAGGAAGAUCACAGAGAGCUGAUUGGGAGAAAAUUGAAUUAAGUGUUGAUAAGCAGAUGUUUGAUCUCAAUGUGUUUGGUGUAGUGGCUUUAUCACGCAUUGCUGUUCGGUAUUUCCUGGAAAAAGGUGGAGGUCAUAUUGCUGUAACAUCCAGUUUGGCUGGUGUGUUUGGAGUUCCCUUUUCUGGAACAUAUGAUGGUACCAAACAUGCAAUUCACGGUUACUUUAAUGGUCUCUUAGCUGAGAAGAUUGGAAAAAAUAUACACGUAACACUUCUGUGUCCUGGUCCAACAUUUUCCAAUUUUUUAGCUGAAAGUUUUACAGACACUGCUGGAGAAAAAUACGGUCAACCUGUUAGGCCAACUGAUCGAAGGAUGACUGGCGAGAGAUGUGGAAAACUAUGUGCUGUUGCCAUAGCUAAUCGCCAGCGAGAAGCUUGGAUGGGUCUUUUCCCUCUGAUGCCAUUGGUUUACUUAAUUUAUUUUCCAAACCUAGGCAGCAUCAUUUUACCAUACAUUGGGAGCAAACAGCUUAUGAAAUUACGGGACAGCAAAGUUAAAUAAUUGUAAAUUCAUAAAAAGGGACAACGGUAAACAUUUGAAAGUACAUACUAGAAUCUUAAAAUGUUUAGCUAUUGUUAAGACAUCAUACUGAUACGUGCCUUCACUGUUUCAACCUUUUCUUUGAAAAAGUAGAUAAAGAAAAAAAUUGAGAUAUGAUAGCAUUUUGUUGUAAAUUUUAUUCAUUCAUUUAAUCAUUAUUGCUCCAUAAUUUUGGUUUUAUUUUUAAUGUUUUAAAUAACAAGAGGAGUCUGUGAAUUUGAAUAUUUAAAUACCCCAUGUGUGCAAAUAAGACUGAAAUCUUCCAAUUCUUCACAUAUUCCUUUAAUUGUGUGCUGAUUGCAUUGCAAUUUACAAAUUUCAUUUCAGCUUGUGAAUUUUCUGUUCUUUGGUAAUGAAUAAUGAAAACAAUAUACAUAAAGUCAAAUUUUGUUUCAUUGUACUGUUAGCCACAAGCAUCAGAGCUUAUAUCUAAAAGACUUUUGCCCCCCUCCCAUUUUUCUCUUAUUUCUGCAUUCUACAGUGACAAGUCUUACAAACCUGAUAUUUACAAUGAAAACUCAUUUAUUAACUAAUAUAAUAUAGCCUAAUAUUGUUCUUUUUGUUAAGUCCGUGGCAAUGUAAUUUAUGUUGUCAAAUAUUUUACUCAUUACCUUUUUCUCUGCGCCCCCAUUAUCAUAUGCAUAUUUUUUUUAAGUUACUUUAUUACAUCAUUAUUAAUUACAUUAUGAUUGCAUAUUUCCAAGUCCUAAUAAAAUAUGAGGGAGAAAUAAUUUGGAGGCUUAUUCUCUGCAUUGUUUCUUUCAUGUGUGUUCCAAGGAUUCUGUUAUACUUCAAAGUACAGUCAACUUAGAUUUACUGAUUUUUCUAAUUUUAAAUAAUUAAAUAUAAUUAUUACUAUUAUAAUAAAAAAAAUAGAUGGAGACUAGGUAAUAAAUUGAAUCAUUAUCAUUGGAAAUACAAUAAAACUUCAACAAAUACCAGAAAUUUCAUAUUACAAGCAAAACAAAAAAAAAAAAUAAUAUUUUAAAAUGGCACUCUUCACUCUUGGACAUGCUUGCAGGAAAUGGUACCCAUGUUCCUUUGGUUUAUUUAAUCGAAGAACAGUAAAAACUGUAUGUGACAAAUGGGGGACGUACCAUCUGCGCAUGUUUUCUUGUGCUCCAGAAUUUCUUCCCAAAUUUAACUACAAAAAGUUGAAUGAUGAAUAAAAGCGAAUUUAGCUACUUCUGAAAACUAGAUAUUUCGCUGAUUGUGCACACAACCCAAGCUACAAUGCAAGUGAAGAUAACGCGCGACGCCCGCUAGGCGACGCACGUCUCCAAGAGCGCUCAUGUGCCGAAUCGCAGAAACGCGGCUCCACACAUGGGUACUCGGCUAAUCCCGAGCAACGGCUCGCAGAAUUCCAAGUACUGUGGCCGGGUUGCUGGCUUUUCGCCGAACAUUCGGUAUUCGCCCUAGCUACCGCGUCUCGGCCUUUAGGACACAUCAUCGCGAGCGUACAUUUGUCGAACACAGCUGUUCGGAAUUGGGCGAGCCGCCUUCAGAUACAGCUAAUCUACAACGCGCGUCAGCGUAACGCCUUUCACAAAGGCCUAAACCUAAAUGUCAUUAUAAAUCUUUGAUACUCUGAAGUUUCAAUAUUUCCUUGAAAUGCGCCGAAUUUUUAUCAUACAGUGUGGGUGUACAUUUUGCAGAGCCGCACCGGACGACUAUUUUUUGAUCAUUUAGUUUUGUCCAAAAUUCCAUAAUCGAGGUUUGAAACCAGUUAAACGCCCUGCGUAGCGACGAAAUGAAACAACAUGAAUACUGAAUUCAAUACAAAUAUUCCGUGGACUCUACGAUAUCGAAAACGUUCUCACUUACUGGUCUCUUAACCCACGUCGUUAUCAUUUGGAUGUUAUACGGUUUUAAGGGACUUUUAUGAUUAACGUAUUAUAAGCGCCAAAAACGUAAAACGCAUAACUUAAUUUAGCAUGGGAACUGUAGGAAUUUAUCCAUGACUUACAAAAAUAUCGUAUGCACGUUAAAAAUUGUAAGUCCAAAACGUAAAAACGUAGUUUCACUGUACUUCUUACCUAUUCAUGUUUCAAUAUCGCAUUUUUUAAUUACAUAAUUUCUAAUCAAAUAUGUGCCCGCAAAAAACAAACUAAAUUAAAAUAACUUUCUUUUAUCUUGAUU